Mucor velutinosus is the source of this 921-nucleotide messenger RNA. It is a transcript of the gene srs2, whose product is annotated as ATP-dependent DNA helicase srs2. The record is from RefSeq and is a predicted model, not a curated record. The coding region runs from base 1 to 921 and encodes 306 amino acids. Gene Ontology annotation, molecular function: cysteine-type deubiquitinase activity; protein binding. The transcript is spliced from 12 exons. Lineage: Eukaryota; Fungi; Mucoromycota; Mucoromycetes; Mucorales; Mucoraceae. Gene Ontology annotation, biological process: protein deubiquitination; endoplasmic reticulum unfolded protein response. Gene Ontology annotation, cellular component: cytosol; nucleus.
AUGAGAUUACGUAUAAGGCACGCGGAAGGCAUGACAACCCUCUCGGAUGUGAGGCAAGAGGACACUGUUUCCAUACUGAAAGACGCUAUCAGGAAUGCAAUCUCUCUUGACGCUACUCGGGACAUUCAGAUCUCAGGAGGAUAUCCGCCAAAGCCAUUGAAUGAUAUGAAUACAGAGUUGAAGGAUGCUGGAUUAAGGGAUGGAGAUACAUUGAACAUCAAAUUGGUAGAUACACCGAUCUCUCAACAGCAGCAGCAGCAGCAGCAACAACAGCCAUCUAGUACAGCAAGCAGCAAUGCACCAUUGCGUACCUUGAAGGCUCUUAAAGAGGGCUCUGUGCAAACAGUCAAUGGAAUUUUGCAGUUGAGAGUCAUGGAAGAUGACAAUUCAUGCUUAUUCAGAUCAAUAGAGCUUAGGCAAGUCAUUGUGAACGGCAUCAAGAACGAUCCAGUCAUGUACUCUGAUGUCACUCUGGGGCAACCAAGAGACAAAUACAUGGAAUGGAUCCAGAAAUCAAACUCUUGGGGAGGAGGAAUUGAACUUGCGAUUUUUUCUGCUUAUUUUGGUGUUGAAAUCGAUAGCAUUGAUGUUCAAACUGGCCGCAUAGACAAGUUUGGCGAGGGAUCUUUUGAUGAACGAGUUUUGAUCGUCUACAGCGGUAUUCAUUACGAUGCGCUAGCAUUAACACCCACAGCCGAUAGCCCUCCUGAUUUUGAUCAGACUAGAUUUCCAGUUAGCGAGGACUUUGUACUCGAUGCUGCUAAACAAUUGGUCGAUGGACUCAGAAAAAGCCACAAAUUUACUGACAUUGCUAACUUUACUCUGAAGUGUGAGCAAUGUAGCACGGGUUUGAAGGGAGAGAAAGAUGCACAGAAUCAUGCUGCAGCAACAGGGCAUACUCGAUUCACAGAAUAUGCUUAG